AGGGACCGAGCAAAGAGAAGACUGGCCGUCUGUCACGAGGAGUGGGCGGUGCUGAGUGCUGAGGUGCUUGUUAACUGGUGAUAGUGUGCCUGUCCCUGCCUGGCCCUUUGCUGACCUGGUGCCACCUCGAGACUGUCAGGAUGCAGCUGUAAGGAGGCGUGUCUGAGGAACGGGAGGGAGUGGUAACGCCGCCGCAGACACCAUGAACAGACGGCCGAUUGUCACCUAUGCUGGGGACAACAGUCUCUUCAGUGGGCUGCAGACGGGUCUAGUGACAGGUCUUCCCCAAGAAAGUGUGGAAUGGCGUAGGUCAUAUGGUCGACCCUCCAGAUGUGUUCAUGUAGAGGUGGACUUUGUUCCUUUCUUUGAGGAAUGUCUAGUGAAAGAGACGCCCCGCACCAUCCUGGGUCAACCCAUCUUCCACACCUACUGGACAGACUGCUCUGAUGUAGAGGCAUACAAGAAUACAACACGUGACAGCCUUCAGUCGUGGGCACUGGCCCUCAAACAGCAUGGCAUCACUGACUGGAUGGUGGUGCUGCUGGAGACUCCUGACACACGAAAGGGCAAUAAACUCCUUCCUCGCACCACUGUCCUUGACAAGAUUAAGAAUGACUUUGGCAGCAAGCAGCCAGAAAGGUGUGUGUCACUUGUGGACCCCCUCAAGACUGACUCGCGUUCUCUGGAGUCCUGGCAGACGCUCCUCACUAAGAUGCGCCACCUGCUCAUGGUGGCUUACAACCGUGCCCUGAACAGGUUUGAGGAGAGCAUGAGGGCGGAGCGAGAGAGACGAACAGAGAAGUCAUGGUCUUUCUGCUGGUACUUUCUGCUUCAAGAGGAGCUGGCCCACGUCUUUCAGCUUCUGGCACUUUAUGACGAGGCAUUGGUCCAGUAUGAUGAGCUGGAUGCUCUCUUCACUCAGUUUGUGGUGAAUUCAGCUGCUGGAGAUUCCCCAAGAUGGCUGAGCACAUUCAGCCAGCCAUGUGAACGGUGGGAGGGACUGCAUCUCACCCCAGAACUGGACACCACAGUGCAGGCCAAGAUCCGCUCCAAGGAAGUCACCUUACUGGAGUUUCGCAAUUACUUGUUCCAGCGUCAGUGUGCCCUCCUCAUGCACCUCAAUAAGCCCUGGGAGGUGGCUUCACGUGCCCUCACCUUUCUUCAGAAUACAGUAGGGGAACUGAAUAUUCUGGAUGUGAAUGUAGCACCUGGAGGUGUGGCCUGUUGGGGUGUACUGUCUUGCCUUGAGGUGACAGAUGCCCUGCACCGCUAUCACACAACUGAUGCUCAUGCACUCCAUACCGCUCCACUUUGGGCAUAUGCGAGGGACAAGUUACAGGAAUUGGGAGUCUUGUGUGGACUGAUGCCAGGCAGUGCAACAAGCAGCACUCAGCUACACACUGUCAUCUCUCUGGUGUGUGGGAUGGGUAAUGAUCCACAUAGCCAUGAGGAGCCUCCCCGAGAGUCACCCAUGACCCGCCUCAAGGACUCCCUCUCCUCUCCUCAGGCCUUUAAGAAGCACUUUCUGGAUCUGUCUGAGGUUGCCAUCAGCACCUAUAAACACAUUGGAAGGAUUCGAUCUGCCAGGCUUAUAGGCCGAGACCUAGCCAGCUUUUACAUGGCACAAGGUGAACCUCAGAAGGCUGCAACAUUCCUCACUGACCAGCUGACAGUAUUCCUGGAGGAGGGAUGGCAACUGUUGGCUACUCAAACACAGUUACAGCUUGCUGAAUGUUACUUGGCCACCAGUGACUUAGAAAGGUAUGUGAGGACAUGUGCCCAGCUGGCAGGUAGCCGUGUGCUUGGGAAUGAGCUGAGGGACACGCACUUUAAUAAAAUGAUGGAGGCUGUAGAAGAAGUGAAAGAAGGGCUUCCAGUACUGAUACCUAGUGAACGAAUCCUGGAGGUGGGAAGCCUGAAUCUGGUAUCUGAGGGCCGCAUUAUCUUGGGGGCUGAGGUGGAGGUGGAGCUCUCAGUCCUAAGCAAAUUACCCCAGGACAUAUGCUGCACCUCAGUUCAUGUGUCACUGCACCAUUGGGGCGAUGAGAAUGAGUCUGUCUCUGGUCGCCGCAUUGCUGACUCUGAAGCAAAGAAUCAGCAAGGAGGUGGCAAGACACAGAGUGCAGCUACACCUCACAGCAGCAGUGGGAGCAGUACUGUUGACACAGAACACAGCACCAGCAGCACUAGCAGCAGCACUAGUAGUAGCACAACUAGUAGCAACAGCACAAGCACCAGCAGUAGCAGUAGUAGCAGCAGUAGUGGUCCUUCAGAGAACUCUGAAGCAGAGGGCAAUAGAAUGAAUCCCAUGAUCCAGUCUCUGCCCAUGACCCUUCACUUAGAGUACAAGCAAGACAAGUCCCUCUCUUCAGCCUCUGUCACCUGUCCUAACUCUCACAAGGUCUUAAGACGAAGAGACAGCCAGGGUGGACUGUACAAGGUUGACAGAAACAUUGUGAAGGAGGAACAGAAGGACAGUCUUUCUGCCAGGGAUGUGAUCAUUCGACCAGGGCCAAACACCAUAAUUCUUCAUACAAAGGUAGAAAAAAAAGGAAAAUACUCUGCCAGCCAAGUGGUGCUGGCCUUAGAGCAAGUAGAGUUUGUGUGUGGUCGAUGGAGUGUAGGAGGGCCACCCCUCACCCUGGAAGUAGUGAGUGAGAGUCCCAGGAUUAGUCUAGGCAAGGGAAGCAGGGACCUGCUAGCUGGGGUGACCCAAGAGAUGGUACUCACUGUACACAGUGGCAGCUGUAGCAUUAGUAAGGGGACUGUGGUGAAGCUGCGUAGUUCUCGAGGUCUUACAAUGAGAAGACAAGUGAAGGAGGAAGAUGAAGAGAAAGAAGGCUCACUAGAAAGGGAGGUAGAAAUACAGCUAUCAGAAGUAGCACCUUUCUCUUCAGUCAGCAGCCCACUCAUAGUUCUGGCUGAGCUGGGCCCUCAGCGGGAUGCAGCAACCAUUGAACACAUGGUCAGCAUCAGCAGCACAUUAGUGGAGCAACGACAAGAUGUGGAUGUGCACUUCAUCCCUCCCUUCAUGUCCUCCCACAAGUUACACACUGCUAAUACCUCCAAGUUUUUACAGAUGACUGUGACUGGCUUGGUGGGCCAUCCAAUGGAGCUAACUCAAGCAUCACUGAAGGUAUUAGAUCCACACCAGGAGCAGCAAGUCCAGCUCAAACCUUUACAUCACACCUCACAGACACUGGUGGUGUGCUCAGACCAGGCUGCCAGUUACAUGUGGGAAUUAGAGGUGGACCACCAGCAGGAGGGAACACCUGUGGUUAAACUGGAAUUUUCAGUUAUGUACCAACCUCAGGAGUCACCUGAUGGUUCUGGUCCUAACCAUCCUCGCAUCUAUACCUCAACCCUUGACUUGCAUGAUUACAAGACACUGUACACCAUCCGAGCUCGAGUGGAGCCCAGCAAGGGGUCUGAGCUGUGUCGAGCAGGGAAUAUGUGCCACUUGCACAUUGUCCUCCAACAAGUUGGGCCCACCAGCCCUCCUGGGAAUCGGGCUGAGCCUGGGACUACCACUCACCAACAUUCCAUCAUGUAUGAAGUCCUGGCAGAUCAGACCAUGUGGGCUGUGUGUGGACGCACGGCAGGAGUGCUGACACUGGAGGGAGCUGUGCGUCAAAGUGUGACCAUGGAUGUGAUGCCCUUGGCAGGUGGAUUCCUUCCUUUGCCCUCUGUAAGGCUGUCCAAAUACAUCCCUGCUGACUCAAAGCACAGUACAUCCAGAGAGGGUGGGAGGAAGAUGGAGCAUGUCGGGAGUGCUUCAUCAGUGCCUCGCCUGCAGCCCUUCAGCCCUGGUCAGGUGUACAACUUUAGCAAGGCCCAACAGGUGCAUGUUCUCCCAGCCUCCAAUACUCUCCAGGCAGAUUCCCUUACUUGAAUGAAUAGUUAUUUUGACAUGGACUGAGUAUAUCACAAGAGGUGGUGCUGAUGUGAUUUGAUGAUCUAGCAAUGUUGUACAAAUCAUGUAUUAUGGUAGUCCCUCUAAUUUUGAUACACAUUAGGAUCAUUUUAUCAUCUGGGUUCUCAGUCCCCAAACAAACCAUGACUGACUUAUCUAAAUCUGUGCUGAGAAUUAAUAUCUUGGCAGUUUUUGUCAGUUAUUAUAAACCUUGAUUGACCAUGAAAUGCAGCAGCAACAUUCACCCUACAGUUCAUCUGUAGGGUGAGUGGAAGGUCUGGGUUGGAGCCAAUGGGAAAAUACAAGAUAAGGAUCCACCAUCCAAAAUUUAUGAAAGGAGACAGGCCAUUCUCCUUCCAACCUACCCACAGGAUAGUCCAUGGGACGAGCCUGAAUGGAAGGAGAAACUGAUUAAUGUACACACAAACAUAUGCACUGCUCCCCCACACACACACACAAUAUCUCUCUUUCAUUUCACAUCUUGUUUUCUUCAUUCCCAUUUAUGUAUCAGAUUCCAUUAUUCCUUUUGACAUCCACAUACAUAUUCACCAACUUCUUUCACUCAUGAAUCUCUCUCUCCCAUUCCUUCCCUCUCAUUCCCCCCCCAUUUCUCCCACAUCUCUUCCCUCCCAUUCCCACCCACCCAUUUCUCCCCAUCUCUUCCCUCCCAUCCCCCCAUUUAUCCCCUCCCAUCCCCCAUCUCUUCCCUCUCAUUCCCCCAUUUCUCCCCAUCUCUUCCCUCCCAUUCCCACCCACCCAUUUCUCCCCAUCUCUUCCCCCCAUUUCUUCAUCUCUUCCCUCCCAUCCCCCAUCUCUUCCCUCCCAUUUCUCCCCAUCUCUUCCCUUCCCAUUCUACCCCAUCUCUUCCCCUCCCACAUCCCCCCAUCCCCUUGCAUUCCUCCCACAUCUCCCCCUCCCAUUCCUCCAUCUCUUCCCCUCCUAUUCCUCCCACAUCUCCUCUCCCCAUCUCUCUCCAUCGAUAAUAAACUAUUAAUGAAAUGAAAUUCUACACACACCUGUGUACAAAGAGGUGAGGUUUGCUGUGAUGUAUUGUUGUACCCAAGUUACAUACAAUAAAUUAAGUAUUAUUA
Molecule: messenger RNA, 5004 nt
Organism: Portunus trituberculatus (swimming crab)
Lineage: Eukaryota; Metazoa; Arthropoda; Malacostraca; Decapoda; Portunidae
Gene: SIDL
Product: trafficking protein particle complex subunit 10-like
Exons: 23
Coding region: 203-3892 (1229 amino acids)
Biological process (GO): early endosome to Golgi transport; intra-Golgi vesicle-mediated transport
Cellular component (GO): TRAPPII protein complex
Source: RefSeq, a predicted model, not a curated record